AUGCUACACACCGCUCUCCUCCCCUUCCUUCUCCUCAACUUCGCCGUUGCCACCGCAGCGCCACCACUCCGGCCUCAUUUUUACGCGGAAACUUGCCCGGAAGCUGAACAUCUGGUCAGGGAUGUGAUCAAGAAGAACAUGGAGAGGGAACCAAGAAGUGCCGCAUCAGUCAAUCGCUUGCAAUUCCAUGAUUGCUUUGUUAAUGGAUGUGAUGGUUCAUUGUUGCUGGAUGAUACGCCAAGCAUGCUUGGGGAGAAAUUAUCUUUGUCGAAUAUAAAUUCAUUAAGAUCAUAUGAAGUUAUUGAUGAAGCCAAGGAAACCUUGGAGAGGGUCUGCCCAGGUGUCGUCUCUUGUGCCGAUAUCCUAAUCAUGGCUGCAAGAGAUGCAGUGGUUCUAAGUGGAGGACCUGAUUGGGAAGUGAAAUUAGGAAGGCAAGAUAGCUUGACAGCAAGCCAAAAAGAUGCAGAUGACAUAAUGCCAAGUCCAAGAGCCAAUGCAAGUUUUCUCAUUGAUCUCUUCAGCAAAUUCAAUCUCUCUGCCAAAGAUUUAGUAGCUCUUUCUGGCUCUCACUCCAUUGGCAAAGGAAGGUGCUUUUCUAUUGUUUUUCGACUCUAUAAUCAAUCCGGCACGGGCAGACCGGACCCUACAAUAUCGCCGAUUUUCAGAGAGAAUUUAGAUAAGCUUUGUCCCCUGGGAGGAGAUGGGAAUGUAACAGGGGGCUUGGAUGCAACACCUGAGAGAUUUGAUAACCAGUACUUUAAGGACUUGAUGAAUGGGAGAGGAUUUCUCAAUUCUGAUCAGACUUUGUUUACAUAUCCAAAGACUAGUCAAUAUGUGAGGCUGUUUGCAAGGAAUCGGAAUGAAUUUCUCAAGGCCUUUGUUGAGGGGAUGAUUAAAUUAGGUGAUUUGCAAUCAGGCCGCCCCGGGGAAAUUAGACAGAAUUGUAGAGUAGUUAAUAGCCGACCAAUUGAUGUAUUACCGUAG
Fraxinus pennsylvanica is the source of this 984-nucleotide messenger RNA. The record is from the annotation of a GenBank genome assembly. Lineage: Eukaryota; Viridiplantae; Streptophyta; Magnoliopsida; Lamiales; Oleaceae.